AUGCCUGCUUUCGUUUCUUGGAUAUUGCGGUCUUGUUUUCAUUUUCUGAUUCGAAUGAACUGCUUGUUGAAUAAUGCAUGUCAGUACGUGUUUUGCAAAUUCAUUUCAGCCCAUAACAAGAAAAUUAAUGAAAGCAAUGAAACUUCGUCAGAGUUGAAAGGUGAACCCCCAGAAGAAUGGGACAACCCGAAAUUUGGUACUCAUCACUUUAUUCGCCUUAAAGAAGUCAAGUUGCAUUAUGUAACCAAAGGGAAGGAUGGUGAUACCCUAAUGCUCUGUAUUCAUGGCUUUCCUGAAUGUUGGUUCACAUGGCACCACAUUUUGGAACAUUUCAGCAACAACUACAAGGUUGUUGCUGUUGAUCUGAGAGGCUUUUCUCUGUCGGACAAACCAUUUGGGAUCGAAAGCUACAGAAAAGAUAAAAUUGCCGAGGACAUCAAGCAACUCAUUGAAGCACUUGGUUAUAAAGAUUGUGUUGUGAUUGGUCAAGGUGUGGGCAGUUUGUAUCUCUGGGAAUUAGUGACAGAAUAUCCAUCUCUGGUCAAGAAGAUGAUUUUCAUUCAAGGCAGCCAUCCAAGUGCUCUUGUCCAGUACAUGAAAGCCAAUUGGCUCCAGGCUUUCUUGUUGAUUCCAAUCCUCUUCUUCCAUUUACCUUUCCUGCCAGAAUUACUUUAUCAAAGUUUUUCAUGGAAGCUUCUAGAUUUGACUUUCAAUGGGCCAACAGGUUUACAGACUAAUUUACUAACAGACCAACAACUUGCAUGUUACAGAUAUGCUUUUCAACAAUCAGGUGCACUGACAGGGGCCCUAAACCACUACCGAUCCAUUUUCCUCUCUGGCAAAAUCUCUACCCUCUUUAAGAUCACAACUCCAGGAUUAUUGAUUUGGGGUUGCAAGGAUCCUUUCCUCCAAGUAGACCUUGCAAAGGCCUCUAAAAAAUUUGUAGAAGACUUAACAGUGAAAUUGAUUCCUCAGUCUGGCCACUGGGUGGUAUUGGACCAACCAGCAAUGGUGCAUACACACAUAGAAGAAUUUUUGAACAAAUUGCCAACCAAAUGA
Acanthosepion pharaonis is the source of this 1059-nucleotide messenger RNA. Lineage: Eukaryota; Metazoa; Mollusca; Cephalopoda; Sepiida; Sepiidae. The record is from the annotation of a GenBank genome assembly.